AAUGUUUGUCAUUCCUGAACUGACUGCAGCUGGAUGUAAGCUCUUCCCCGCAGCUCUGUCGAGUUGUUGGAACCAGCGUGAGGUGGUUCCUCCCAGCAUGCUGCUCUGAGACCAGUCUGCUUCCAUCUGGACUCGUUGGACACCAAAAGCUGUGAAGACGCAGCGGAUCCGGACUGGAUCUUCAUCGGGUCGGCUUUAGGUGUUCACCAUGAAGGCGUGUGUUUGUCUCAGUGUAGCUCUUAUUUAUUUCUUCACCUGGACCGAAGCCGACAGACAGACCCAGCUGAAGCGGGUACCGCUGCGCCACCGGGCCAGGACGGGACGGGUCCAGCUCGCUGCGCGCACGAGCCCAACAUCUGGCUCGGUCGUUUCUAAAACUGGGAUUAAUAUUCAAGCUGAAGAGGGUGUUUCAGUUCCUGCUCGGGGGGUGACUUUGCACAGCAAGAGAGCUGGGGGGUCCGGAUUACCACGGAGAGGAGGUGGGGGCCAACUCGGCUUGCCUCGGCGCUCGAACUCCCUGCUGGAGGAGGACUCCCGCACCCCAGGAGCCAGAGCCGGGAUCAGGGUGCCCAGCAGCGCCGGGUCACCAAACCUGCUGGCCAGUUUUGCAGGGAAGAACCGGGUCCUGGUGAUCUCUGCGCCUCACGAGGCGGACGGGUACUACCGGCUCAUGAUGUCCCUCCUGAAGCCCGACGUGUACUGCGAGCUGGCAGAGAGACACGUCCAUCAGAUUGUGAUCUUCCACCAGGAGGGGGAGAUGGGGGGUAAGGUGAGGAGGAUAACCGCGGAGGGGAAGGUGCUGGAGGAGCCGCUGGACACCACACUCAUCCCCAGACUCAUGAACUUCCUCAAACUGGAGAAAGGGAAGUUUGGGAUGGUGCUGCUAAAGAAGACCCUGCAGGUGGAGGAGAAGUACCCCUACCCUGUGAGGCUGGAGGCCAUGUAUGAGGUCAUCGACCAGUCACCCAUGAGGAAGGUGGAGAAGAUGCAACAGAAAGGCUUCGUCCAGAAGUGUAAAGGAGCUGGAGUGGAGGGUCAAGUGGAGGAGGGCACCCUGACAGCUCCUGACCAGCCUACAAAGAGAAAACCAGUGAAGACGGUCUUAAGAAAGCCCACACCGACCAUAACAUUUGCCCCUACUACAACAACAACACUACCAACUACAACCACAACCACAGCAACUACAACCCAACCCACUACAACCACAACAACUACAUCCACCAAACCCACCACAACCAGGAGAACAACCACUACAAAGAGACCCACCACCACCCAGAAACCGACUCACAUCCAGACCACAGUGCUGUGGCUUCCAGUCCCUAGAACCACAGCUAAUCCGUACGACAGCCACAGAGAGAGGUAUCCCACUAAAACCACACCAGCUGGAGACAACCAUACCGGCAAGGACAGCAGAGAUCCAAAUAUCCGCAAGAUGAUGCCCGUCACACACAAACCCUCCAAGAUCAAACCCGCCAAGAAAAAGAACGGAGGAGAAAAGAUCUUAACUAAAGAAUAUGUGGACACGUAUGAGCCCAGUAAACCAACAGCAAGUGAUCUAGAGAAGAUGGAAACCUUCUCUGAUGUUAGUCCCACCAAGAAGGUCAAGAACAAGAAUGAUAAGCAUGACAAGAAGAAGAAAAAGAGUGACAAACUUUCCAAGAAAAAUGACAGGAGAGGAAAGAUUGGGGGUAAGAAAAAUGGAAAAAAAACAUCAAUGUACCCAGAGAAACCAAACUACUCCAAGCCCACCAAGAGGCCAACUCCCCCUCCAAAGGGAUCUCUAGAUUCUUUUCUGGACUACUUUGAAAACAGAAGGCGAUUGUUGCUGAUAACUUCCCCAAGUGAGGAGAACAGCAUGUAUGUUCAACAGAGGGAUGAGUACCUGGAGUCAGUGUGUGAAAUGGCCAUAAGGAAAGUCUCCAUCAUCACCAUCUUUGGCUCUCUGACCAACUCCACCAUGAAAAUAGACCAUUAUCAGAUAGAGAAUGACAAACCUAUGAAGGUUCUUCGUCAGGAGGACCUCGUGAACCAAGACCUGAUCACAGAGCUGAGGAAAGAGUUUGGAAUGACGUACGAUGAGUUCUACAUGGUUCUCACAGACACCGACAUGAGAGUUAAACAAAACUAUGAGGUUCCCAUCGCCAUGAAGGCCGUGUUCGACUCCAUCGACAUGUUUUCCUCUCGCAUCCGGGAAAUGGAGCAGCAGAAGAGGGAUGGGGUCACCUGUAAAAAGGAGGACAAGCCCCGGUCACUGGAAAACUUUUUGUCCAGGUUUCGAUGGAGACGCCGCCUGUUUGUCAUCUCUGCCCCCAGCGAUGAGGAGUGGUUCUACCAGCAGCAGCUCUAUUCUCUGAGCAGCCAGGCCUGCAAUCUGGGUCUGAGGCACAUUGCUAUUCUGAAGCUGGUUGGUACUGAGCAGCCAGACAUGGGCGGAGUCUUGGAGCUGUAUCCCAUCAAUGGCAGUGCUACUGUGGAGCGUGAAGGCCUUUCAGCCACUUUGGUGAAGGACAUGAGGAACUACUUCCAAGUCAGCCCAGAAUACUUCUCCAUGCUGCUGGUAGGGAAGGAUGGCAAUGUCAAGUCCUGGUACCCUUCGCCCAUGUGGUCCAUGGCCACCAUCUAUGACCUGGUGGACUCAAUGCAACUGCGUAGGCAGGAGAUGGCAAUCCAGCAGUCACUCGGCAUGCGCUGUCCUGAAGAUGAGUAUGGUGGCUAUGGCUACCAUCAACAUGGGUAUGAACAUGGUUACCAGGAUAGCUAUCGCCAGGGCUAUGGUUACUAAGGGUAGUAACCUAUUGGGCUGCAACUAAUUGGCAACAGACAUUUAAGAGGGAGUCCCUAGAAAGACUGACAAUAUUCAGUGGUUCCCUCACAUGAUUUGCAGAGGCUCACGGUCCUAUUGAUUGAGUUUUAAAUGUGUUUAAAUAAUUUGCGAGAUAGAGUUGCACUGAAAACAGUCAGAGUCAGUGCAUAUGUCUUAAACCCAUGUGAAAUUUUUGUGGGCAUUUCCAGCCCAUCUCAAGAGUACUAGAGCUGUAUUUUGACACAAGAAAAUGCUCUCUGGACAGAAAACAUGUCCAGGUCUAAAAUCCGUGCUGAUACUUAAUUUUUAAAAACUGGUCCAAGUCUGUUUGAGUAUACUUUAGAAAUGAACAAACAGAUUACAUCAUAAAUGUAAGGGUGACUGAGAAAGCUGAUG
Nematolebias whitei (Rio pearlfish) is the source of this 3199-nucleotide messenger RNA. It is a transcript of the gene ccdc80, whose product is annotated as coiled-coil domain containing 80. Bases 209 to 2782 code for a protein of 857 amino acids. NCBI's taxonomy places the organism in Eukaryota, Metazoa, Chordata, Actinopteri, Cyprinodontiformes, Rivulidae. The record is from RefSeq and is a predicted model, not a curated record. The transcript has 10 exons.